Messenger RNA from Monodelphis domestica (gray short-tailed opossum), 1017 nucleotides. RefSeq names its product mas-related G protein-coupled receptor member X4-like. Gene Ontology annotation, cellular component: plasma membrane. NCBI's taxonomy places the organism in Eukaryota, Metazoa, Chordata, Mammalia, Didelphimorphia, Didelphidae. Gene Ontology annotation, biological process: G protein-coupled receptor signaling pathway. Gene Ontology annotation, molecular function: G protein-coupled receptor activity. The record is from RefSeq and is a predicted model, not a curated record.
AUGGCUGAGUCUCCCACACCUGAGCAUCUGGAAUCUGUUCGUGACACCACAGUGCAGCCAACUACACAUUGGAGCUUAGAUCCUCCAGCUGAGGCACCUGGAGAAUUUAUCUUACGCUACUGGAUAGAGAUCCUCUCUCUGGUCAUUGCCCUGGUUGGGCUAGGGGGGAACAGCAUUGUCCUGUUGCUGCUGGGCUUCCGCACCCGGAGGAGCCCCUUUUCUGUCUACAUCCUCAACCUGGCCGCAGCCAACUCCCUCUUCCUUGGUAGCUACUUUAGUUUGUACUUGUGGAGAAUUGUUGGCGAUUUAAACCGUUUUGUCCUGGUGCUGCUGUGGUUCUGCAUCCUAAACAUGUCCUACUGUGUGGGUCUGAGCCUGCUGGCUGCGAUCAGCACCGAGCGCUGCCUCUCUGUGCUCUUCCCCCUCUGGUACAGAUGUCACCGGCCCAAGCACAGGUCUGUAGUUGUGUGCGCCAUCCUAUGGGCUCUGCCGGGCCUGUUCUGGGGAGUAUUUGGGGCUCUUUAUUUCCUUAACAAGAACCACUUCUAUGAUUGCUACCUCGUUCUCUCCUUCGUCCAGUUCAUCUGGUUCCUCCUCCUCACCUCUGUGCUGGGCGUGUCCAGCCUGACGCUGGUGCUGAGGGUCCAGUGCAGCUCCCAGCGCAGGCGCCCUCCCAGGCUCUACCUCCUGGUGCUGCUCUCAGUCCUCCUGUUCCUGCUCUGCGGUCUGCCCUGGGGGAUUGCUGAUGCAGUUCGGUAUUUUAGCGGCUUCGGUUUAAUGUCUUAUGAGAUCUCCAGUCUCCUGGCCUGUGUGAACAGCGGCGCAAACCCUUUCAUUUACUUCUUCCUGGGCAGCCAAUGGCGUAGAAGAGGGAGGGAGCCGCUCAGGGUGGUCUUGCAGAGGGCCCUGGGGGAGGAGCAGGUGGGAGGGGAUGGGGGAGGGACACUUCCCACCCCAAGACUCAGGAUGAAUAAUCCUGAGGAUGAGAACAAGAUGCUCAGACAAGGGAGCCCAUGA